Molecule: messenger RNA, 1330 nt
Organism: Sorghum bicolor (sorghum)
Lineage: Eukaryota; Viridiplantae; Streptophyta; Magnoliopsida; Poales; Poaceae
Product: interactor of constitutive active ROPs 1
Exons: 1
Coding region: 40-1065 (341 amino acids)
Source: RefSeq, a predicted model, not a curated record
GAGGCGAAGCUGGAGAGGGCGCACGGCCAGCUCCAUGGGAUGCGGGAGCAGCUCGCGGUCACCGAGAAGGCCAGGAAGGACGCGCGCGCAGCGCUCGUGGAGGCCAAGAAGCGCUUGGCCGCAAAGAAGAAGGACGAUCUCGCCGCUUCGGCGCCGGUCGAGCACGAUGGCGGCAAGGAGCCAGCCGCCGCAGCCAAGGAUUCUGGUGUCGAUGAGCGUGACGACAACGAGGAGAAAAGCUACGUGGCGGCGGUAGUGCCGAGAGAUCACUCGGUGAACAACGAGGACCCGCCGGUGGUCGAGGAGGGCAACAAGACUAGUGAUGGGGAGGAGACGAGCAAUGUCGUUGACGAUGACGACGAUGGCAACAACAACAAGAAGGGCAGCCCGGAGGUUGAGACGCUGAGGGCGAAGCUGAUGGCGAAGGACAUGGAGGUGUACGAGCUCAGGGCGAAGCUGAUGGUGAUAGACACGGAGGUUGACGACCUGAGGUCCAAAGUGGUGGGCAAGAGCACGGAGAUCGACGAGCUGAAGGCGGCGCUGAUGGCGAGCGACGAGCUGGUCGACAAGCUGACGGCGAAUCUGCUGGUCAAAGACGCGGAGAUCGCGGCUCUCGAAGCCGACAACGCCGACCUCACCAAGAUGGCCGAAGAGGCCGCCGAGGCCGCGAAGUCGACGGCCGCGAUGGCGCGGGAGACCGAGCACGCGCUGAGGGAGAGCGCGGCGCGGGAGGCCCGGCUCGCCGAGCGGCUGCGGGUUUCGGAGCACGCCCGGGACGCGCUGGAGGCCAACGCGCAGCGCUUACGCGUGCAGAGCGAGCAGUGGCGCAAGGCCGCAGAGGAGGCCGCCGCGGUGCUAGCAGGUGGCAGCGGCGGCGCCGUGGACAAUGGCGGGUACGACAAACGGCGCCACUGGUCUGGCUCGGCCUGCGCUGGUGGUGGUGGGAGUGAAAGCAAUGCGGCGGCCAAGGACGACGACGAAGACGGAGCCAGUGGCAAGCGAAAGCCCGCGGGCGGCGCCAUGCGGGCGCUCAGCGACCUGUGGAAGAAGAAGGCGCAGAAGUGAUCUCGAAUUCAUUUUGCUCUUGUGUUCUGUUCUCUGCUAUUCCCCAAGGAUAACACCGUCGAGGUUAAUUUACUGGACUAUUUAUGUUGUCUUACUAAGGUAUAUUAAGAUUAAUUAGCCAAGAUGGUAUAUACCCAAAAUAAGCUCCGUGUUGUGUCUGUCGUGUCAUCGUGUGUUACGGGCUUACGGCUUACUGAUUGCCCAGUUCGACUUCUAAAUUAUGAGAAGAACAUUGCUGUGUGCCUGAGUGGUCCUGUACUUUUAA